AUGGAUAUGCCUGUGCAGGGAGCGGCGAGAGCGAGGGGUGGCCCGAUCGAUUCCCGGCACGCACGCACGCGGCUCACGCUUCCCGCCCUUCGGGUAUCGUUUCAAAACUUUUCGGAGGGAAAUUUACCCCCGGCCAGCGCCACCGCUUACCUUGGCGGGCUGGUCGGGGUGGCAGAAAUAAUCUUAGGUGACCACCGCUUACCUUACACAAGAACAACCGUUAGAGUCGACUGCGAGGUGCAGAAUGGUUGGUGCGGGAGCGCGCGGAACAUUAAGCUCAAUCCGCCCCGCGCCCGCACCGCAGCCCUAACGCUUCAACCUUGGCCUUGCUGGGAUGCUCUACGUCUAGCUAUUGCCACCGCAGACCUAACGCUAAACGUUUCACAAAUUUACAUUCAACCUAUAUUUUUCUGA
Molecule: messenger RNA, 414 nt
Organism: Danaus chrysippus (African queen)
Lineage: Eukaryota; Metazoa; Arthropoda; Insecta; Lepidoptera; Nymphalidae
Source: the annotation of a GenBank genome assembly